ACUCGGCUAUAACCACGUAAACGUCAGCUUAGUUAUGACAUUUAAUAAUUUUUCGAUUAACGACAUUCUAUGGGCUUAGCAGUGAUCCAAUUAUGCAAUACCCAACUGCUUAUGAUACGAAGGAAUACAUAUUUCUACCAAGUUUCAUUAAUAUAUCUCAUCUUAUUGAUAUCAAAUAAUUUCUCAGAAAACAAUUAUUAAACUGACAACUCAUAAUUAAAAUUUAAUUUUUUAUAAUUUUCUGUAAUUAUUUUCGUUUCUCCGUUUAAAAACGGAAACAAAGCCAACUUCAUUCAUGUCUUAAUAUUUUUUCAGUUUCAAUUCUUGUUUCAUGAAACACAUGAAAACUUCUAAUUUAAAUUUCAUUUAUUUGUUGUCUUUGAGGAUGAACAUUUUUCCACUCGUUGUGAUUUUAUUUGCCGAGCGGGUAAGCGAAUGAAUAGCGAUGCUAGCCGAUAUACCUAUAAACACACUUAUAUGAUUUUUUUCUUAGUUUCUUGCAGUGCUCAGUGAUGAAACACGAUUAUAUACAUGUGAUUUUGAUCUCGUUAGCUCAGACGGUAAAGGAUAUUCUUCUCCAUUGUCGCCUCAAUUCUUGACCAGAAAAUGUGCUAGUAUCUACGAAAAGAGGUUUACAGAUACGCAUACCUACAAUAUGUAUCUAGAAGAAGCGAAAGCAUUUAAGGAAUUUCUAAUGGCGAUUGAAACUUAUGAGGCGAGAAAAUCUGGAAAGGAACUGUGUGCGAACAAAGAAUAUGCCCUCGAUAUCGGGGACCGACAGUUGUUCUACAAGCAAGUGGAUUUGUGUGACUGCUAUAAGAAGAAUAAUCAGGAAACUUUUCUGAACUGCCUCACAGAAAAACGACGUGAACUGGCGAAUUUAAUAAAGAAUUCCGGCUACUACUAAAUUGGUUCAUAUUUGAAAAGCUAUGUAUGUGAAAUUUUUAGUGAAUGGUGUUU
Bactrocera tryoni is the source of this 960-nucleotide messenger RNA. RefSeq lists its product as uncharacterized. The transcript is spliced from 2 exons. The record is from RefSeq and is a predicted model, not a curated record. NCBI's taxonomy places the organism in Eukaryota, Metazoa, Arthropoda, Insecta, Diptera, Tephritidae. The coding region runs from base 656 to 907 and encodes 83 amino acids.